AUGACGGAAGGCAAGGCGUGGGUAGAAGAUGUGUCGUGGGCAGGCGUGGGCCUCACAGGAGCCUCGGCGCUCUUCGUGCUGGCAUCGGUGCUGAGCGGGAAGAAGGCGCGCGAGCUAGAGUCCGCGAAGGAGGUCGAGCGAGUCUCAGACGUGCGCCUGAUCAAGGGCCUCACGCCGAUGCUCGUCGCGGUGUACGGCAAGGUCGCGAGCGACGCCCCGCUGGAGGUCCCCGGCUGCAAGGACGGCGCGGUCAUCCACACGGCCAGCGAGGAGCAGAUAUACUUCCGGCAGCAGCAGGAGUCGGGGGAGUGGCUCCGGGACCGCGCGACGAUCCUGAGCACCACGCAGGAGGCGCCGUUCUUCCUCGAGGACGUCGACGGCAAGGCGGGCGCGCUCGCGAGCGGGAUCAAGCUCCCCGUCGUCAACGGCAAGGCCGCGGACGGCAUCCCCUACGUGGUGGUGGUCGACACGUUCGAACCGCUGGGCAAGUCCCUGCUCAAGGCCGGGCUGGACUACAUGCGCGGGAUCCGCGUUCUGGGGACGCGCAGGACGGAGGCGGUGCUGCCCGUCGGGACGCACGUCACUGCGGUCGGGGAGCUGACUCAGGCCCCCGGGGGCUCCGAGCGGUCCGUGGGGCUGGUGCUGAGGAAGCCCGAAAACGGCGGGCCCUUCUACCUCUCCGUCAAGACCCUGAAGGACCUGAUCCGGUCCAAGGAUCGCAUGUCGGGGAUAUGCAAGGUGGUUGCGAUCGGCCUGGGCGUGACCGGCGUCGUCCUGGUGACCCGCAAGCUGUGGCGCGGGUUCAUGGCGCGGCGGCGACAGGAAAAGGCGCGCCGGGAGGUCCGGCGGAACUUCAACGCGCUGGGCGAGAACCUCCCCGAGGGCGUCACCUCCGAGGAGGAGCUCUGCACGCUGUGCUUCGCGCGCAAGCGGGACUGCGUGUACCCCAGCUGCGGCCACAUGGCAUGCUGCUACGAGUGCUCCGCGCGGGCCGGACCCGCGUGCCCGAUCUGCCGGGCCCGGGGACGCGCCAUCCGCAUCUACCACAGCUGA
Pedinophyceae sp. YPF-701 is the source of this 1053-nucleotide messenger RNA. The record is from the annotation of a GenBank genome assembly. NCBI's taxonomy places the organism in Eukaryota, Viridiplantae, Chlorophyta, Pedinophyceae.